AUGCCUGCUUCCACGUCUGUCAAAGCCUUUUUGGCUGGCUUGAAAAGCCAAUUAACUUCUCAAAGUGCUAAAUCUCCAAUUCGCUUUGUUACUGGGAACCAAUCUGCUGAUAUGGAUUCGGUUAUAAGUGCCAUCAGUUAUUCUUACUUUCAAUUUAUAUUCGAUCCUAGUAUUACAUUGGUUCCCUUGAUCAAUAUUCCAAGGGCGGAUUUAAGUUUAAGAAGGGAUAUUGUUUUGUUGCUCAAAUCCCAUAGCAUAACCGAAGACGUCUUAUUUUUCCUUGAAGAUUUGGAAGAGAUGAGUCAAAAUGAUCGAGUUAUUGAAUUGGUUUUGGUUGACCAUUGUAAUAUCCAAGGAGAACUGCUUUCUAAACUUUCGAAUGAAAAGAGGUUGAAAGUUAUCAGCAUUAUAGACCACCACGCUGACGAAGGAGUAUUUUUGGAUAGUCAUCCUAGAAUAAUUCAACUGAAUGGAUCGUGUUCGUCACUUGUAUUCAAUUACUGGUUCGACCAAUUCAAUAAUCGGGAAAUUUUCCAAAAUCAUGAACUAGUUCAGCUUUUGUUGGGUCCCUUAUUGGUAGACACUUCUAAUAUGACUCAAAAAGUUGAAGAAAAUGAUACUUUAUCGUAUAAAAGGUAUAAAGGAUUGUUAAACCUUGCAGAAGACCCCAAUAAGAUGAAUUGUUUAAAUAAGCCUGAUACUAAGAGAGAUUUGGAUGAUUUUUACAAACAAUUGAAAAAGGCUAAAAAGGACUUGGAAGGAUUUAGUUUUUAUGAUAUUUUGAGAAAAGAUUAUAAACAAUUUAGCUUUAUUAAUAAGUCUAGCAGGGUUAAUGUUGGGUUUAGUUCAUUAGGUAAAUCAAUUUUUUGGAUCUCUAAAAAUUUCAAGAUUGAUGUAAUUGAAAAAACCCUUGAAUCUAUAAUUAAUGAUUUAAACUUGGACGUUAUAGUAAUCACUACAUCUUAUACCAAGAAGGAGAACGAUGAAUACACUAGAGAGUUUGUAUAUUAUUAUAAGGAUGCUAAGUUUGGAUCUAUAAGUGAAUUAGCCAAAGAAUUAGAAUUGAACAAUGACAUUUAUCAUCAAGAUAAAUUAAAUGAAAUGAAACUGAUUAAUAAUUUGAAAAUUUUUAAUCAAGCUAAUAUCAAAGCUUCAAGAAAACAAGUGGUACCAGUUGUUAAGAAUAUAUUAGAAACUCAAUUAGCCUAG
Messenger RNA from Hyphopichia burtonii NRRL Y-1933, 1209 nucleotides. RefSeq names its product exopolyphosphatase. NCBI's taxonomy places the organism in Eukaryota, Fungi, Ascomycota, Pichiomycetes, Serinales, Debaryomycetaceae. Gene Ontology annotation, molecular function: exopolyphosphatase activity. Gene Ontology annotation, cellular component: cytoplasm. The record is from RefSeq and is a predicted model, not a curated record. The transcript has a single exon. Bases 1 to 1209 code for a protein of 402 amino acids.